Molecule: messenger RNA, 276 nt
Organism: Sphenostylis stenocarpa
Lineage: Eukaryota; Viridiplantae; Streptophyta; Magnoliopsida; Fabales; Fabaceae
Source: the annotation of a GenBank genome assembly
AUGGAAGAGUUUGGUGAUGGAGGAAACAUGGUUUGUGAUGCAAUUGCAAUGGAGAAAUUUGGAAUAGAGGAGAUAUUUGAGUCUCGUCGAGUUUGUCCCAGUUUCUACGUGACGCUGACCCCUUUGAAUUUGUACAUUCAGGGAUGGGAUAUGGGAUAUGGGAAGGGGUGGGACCCUUGUCACAUGCCUCUACCAAUACGCCAUCCAAUAGAGGACCCACACACACCCCAAUUCUGGGGACCCCAAUAUACAUACCCUUUACUAAAGGAUAUGUAA